AACAUCGAAACAUUUUGAAAUUUUGUGCUUAAUAAUAUACUAUCAUUUAUAGAACCAUGGCUGAUAAUGCCCACAAGGCAACAACGGAAGAACUUGUCAGACAUCUUGAAGUUCGGAAGAAGCUGGAUGCUCUGAAAUUAGCCAGAGCAGCUCAACGAUCUGACGAAGCAGUAGGAGGGGCGGCUGCUGGAGCUGGUGAUGCUGCCGUUGGUGGAGGAGCGGCGGCUCCUGGAAGAUUGGCUCCGAGAAUUGGAGGAAUGGGAAGAGCUGCUUUCAUAGAAUCCAUCAAGAGGAAUAAUGCUGACCUGGCUGCAAAAGGAGUACACAAUGAAGAGCUUGGGAAGUAUCUCAGUGAUCAAGGCUUACUCCUGAAUUUACAAGAACAUGUGCCAAUUGUUAUUCCUCCUGCUAUCACUGUUCCUUCAGCUAGCACUGCUCCUCCGAGCUCAGCUCCAACUGUUCCUGCUUCUGCCAGAGCCCGUAUUCUGGAGAGGGCUAGGCAGAUGGCUGAAGCGAAAGCCAGAAAUAAACUUCUCGAUCCAUCGUCGACCACUAAACCUGAAAAUAUAUCUCGGAACGAUUCUGGAAACAAUACUCAGAAUCUGUCUGGGAAUACAACCCAGAAUCAAUCUGGGAAUACUGCCCAGAAUCAAGGAAAUACAACUCUGAAUGUAUCUGAGAAUUCUCUGGUAGUCACUGCUUCUACCCACAACUUAUCUGGGUUAUCUGAAAGUAAAACCAAGAAUUUGACAGAUGAAGGUAUUGUAUCCGGGAGCUUUGGAACCUCUACUCAUGCCGGUACAGAUGGUACAGCUGGUACAGCUGGUACUGGCGAGCUAGUGGACAGGGACAAGUUCUCCCUCCUCCCAACCUAUCCUCCAAAGAAGAGAGGAGAAAAGGGAAGGGAGUUCAACGCUUCCGCAAAUAUUGUCAGGUUGACCGUGAAGCAGGAUAUGGGGGUAUAUGAGUAUAGUGUUCAAUUCAAUCCUCCCAUGGAUAAUAUCAGAGAGAAGAAACGUCAUAUCCGGAGGUUUACGGAUACCAUAGGAGCUACAUACAAGUUUGAUGGUGCUACGCUAUGGUUACCGAUUCUCCUACGCAAGCUUCAUAAUGUGUUCAGCAUAACCUCAGAGUCUGGUGAGCCAGUGCUGGUAACUAUCCGUCCAGUUCGUCGAGUUGAGUUAAAAAAUGCUCUGCAUUUUUUCAAUGUUCUCUUCAACAAGAUAAUGGAGAUACUCAAGUUCGUGGAGAUCAAGAGGAAUCACUAUGAUCCUUUAGCUCCAAUGAUGGUUCCGCAGCAUAAGCUUGAGAUCUGGCCUGGAUAUGUAUCAAGAGUUCAUGAAACUGAUGGAGGACUGAUGCUCAUCUGCGAUACUUCAUUUAAAGUUCUCCGGAAUGAAUUUGCUUAUGAUAUCAUCCGUGAGGUGACAAAGAGAGGUGGAGGUAAUCUCAAGAAUACUCUGGAGAAGGUUCUUGUUGGACAGAUUGUAAUGACUGAGUACAACAAGGCACAAACCUACAGAGUAGAUGAGAUAGAUAUGGAAACAACUCCUCAAAGCUCCUUCAUUAAUUAUAGAGGCGAGUCUCAGACCUACAUCAACUACUACAAGAAUAAGUGGAACAUUGAUAUUAAGGACCAUGAGCAGCCCAUGAUUGUAUUCAGGGAGAGGAGGAAAAAACAAGAAGAGUUCAACGAGGAGAGGCUUGUCUACUUGGUUCCAGAACUGUGCAGGAUGACCGGACUCACUGAUGCCAUGCGGGCAAAUUAUGGUGUAAUGAAGGAUGUUGCUCUCUUUACCAAAGUUUCUCCGGAUCAGAGACAGCAGGCUCUGAAGAAAUUUUUGAAGAAGGUGAAUGAUAAUCCUGAAGCCAGUCAGAUUCUUAAUGACUGGGGGCUUGCUCUGGACACUGAACCAAUCAGGAUGAAGGGAAGGAUCCUAGACCCGGAGAAGCUGGUGAUGGGCAAGGGAUCCAAGUUCACUGUCAACUUGAAGGCGGACUGGGGCAGAGAUUCUACUAACAACAGCAGCUUGGUCUCAGUUCCGUUGAAGACCUGGCAUAUCGUGUGCGCUGACCGCAACACAGCAGUUGUUAAAGGGUUUAUAGAGCUUGUGAGAAAGCUAGCUCCCAAGAUGGGAAUGGAUGUCACCCAGCCAACACUCUCCAUCAUUCAGUCUGAUAAAACUGAUCUGUAUCUGAGGGAUUUGAAGGAGAAGAUUAAUGGUAGUACACAGAUAGUCGUCUGUAUAGUUCCCCUCCAGAGAGAAGACAGGUAUGGAGCUCUCAAGAAGUUCUGUAAUGUUGACUGUCCUAUACCUAGCCAGGUGAUAGUUGCGAAGACUAUAUCAGAUGAGAGGAAGGUGACGAGCGUUGUGCAGAAGAUCCUACUGCAGAUAAACUGCAAGCUGGGUGGGGAGCUGUGGGGGUGUUCUAUUCCCUUGAAGAACCUGAUGUGUAUUGGUAUUGAUGUGUACCAUGAUCCCUCCAGACAGAGGCCUAGUGUUGUAGGUGCUGUUGGUUCGAUGAACUGCACAAUGUCCAAGUGGUACAGUGACUGUAGGCUCCAGGAGACCAAGGGUCAGGAGCUGAUAGAUGUUCUCACAAUCUGUCUAGGAAAAUUGGUUCAGAAAUAUAGAGAGCUAAACAAGUGCUUUCCAGAUCAGAUUGUUCUGUUCCGUGACGGAGUCGGAGAUGGACAGAUUGAUACAGUGGCGCUCCAUGAAGCUGUUCAGAUUGAGAGAUUCUUCACAACAAUGAAGUUCAACCCUGAGUUUAUCUUCAUCAUUGUUCAGAAGAGAAUUAACGAGAGGUUCUUUGAUUUGAAUGGGAGUGGGAAGUAUCAGAACCCUCCUCCUGGGAGUGUUAUUGAUCACACCAUCAUGAGAGUUCAAUACUACGAUUUCCUGCUAGUAUCUCAACAUGUUUCACAGGGAACUGUAACCCCGACUCAUUAUGUUGUGAUUAAAGAUACCUCAAAGUUCUCUCCUGAUAUUGUUCAGAAGAUCAGUUAUAAACUGACCCAUAUGUACUUCAACUGGCCUGGAACUAUCCGUGUACCAGCACCCUGCCAGUACGCUCACAAGCUAGCUUAUCAGGUUGGAGAACAUGUGAAGAUGGAACCAUCUAUGCUACUCAUGGACCGUCUCUUCUACCUCUAGAUUGGAGAACAUGUGAAGAUGGAACCAUCUAUGCUACUCAUGGAACGUCUUUUCUACCUCUAGAUUCCAAUCUAGUCGAAUCAUAGCAGUAGAAAUUAUUAAAACAACCUGCUCAAGUAUAGAUUUGGUGAUGUUAAGAAUUAUUUAACCGUUUUAAGUUCAUAAUUUUUAACAGUAAAAAUCUAUCAGAACAUCACCAUCUCUAUAAUAAUCUUUCUUCAAGACAAAGUAUAAUUGAACAAUUUACCGCGCUAGGCUGGUAAACUCAUAUUUGUAAUUAAAACCAGUUUUUUGUACUAUUUUUUUUGUGUUAAAAUAUUGUUCUUUGACUUAAGCUCAAUGUUAAAUAAUGAUUAUUUCUGGAAUUUUUUUCUUCAAAAUUUAUGUAAUUGAUUGUAAUGGCGAUAUCACAUCUAAAAAUGUUUUUUUUUGCA
Molecule: messenger RNA, 3592 nt
Organism: Eurytemora carolleeae
Lineage: Eukaryota; Metazoa; Arthropoda; Copepoda; Calanoida; Temoridae
Product: piwi-like protein 1
Exons: 34
Coding region: 57-3158 (1033 amino acids)
Biological process (GO): regulatory ncRNA-mediated gene silencing
Cellular component (GO): P granule
Molecular function (GO): piRNA binding; protein binding
Source: RefSeq, a predicted model, not a curated record